GAGAACUACGCCUCCCGGCAUUCCCGGCGGCCACGACCGGGGCGGAGCUGUUGGCCGAGGGGGCCGGCUGGAAGCGGAUGACGUCAGAGCGCGAGCGGAGCGUCGGCCUAUCCGGAGCGAGGCGGAAAGUCAAGCCGGAGGUUGGCGGGAAAAGCGAAGCCGCGUCGUCCGGGGCUGAUGGGCGUUGUAGUCCAGGCGAUGGCGCCGCUGAGGAUCCGCUGCGUCGUCUCCUUCUCCUCGCAAGACCCCAAAUACCCCGUGGAGAACCUCUUGCUGGAAGAAAGAGCUCAGCCCUGGCUCUGCUGCCCCUUGGACCGCAGCCGGCAGAUGAGAGCCGAGUUGCAGCUGGAGCAGGCUGGCUGCAUUGGCUACAUCGACGUAGGGAACUCGGGCUCUGCCUUCCUGCAGAUCGAGGUGGGCCGGUCCUCGUGGCCUCCGGAUCGGGACUACCUCACCCUGCUCCCAACCACCACCUUGAUGGUGCCAGCGGAUGCCAAGCAGGACAGGAACCGUUCCGGGGUCCGGAUGUUUAAGGAAGGGGACUUGCUGGCACCUGCGCUGGCAGAGAAGUGGGACCGGGUGAGGCUCACCUGCAGCCAGCCCUUCAACAGGCACGCCCAGUUUGGCCUGGCCUUCCUCCACAUCCGCACCCCAGAGGAUUCAGAGGAGCGCCAGGGGGGUCCCGCGGCCCCCUCCCCGGGCCAGGCUUCUCCGGAGUCGGCCUCCAAGCCAGGGGUCUUCGGGGGGCCCCUUUCCCCAGCAGGGCCGUCAUGUGGCACCCAGGAGGAGAGGCUGCUCAAGCGCCAGCUGCAGCAGCUGGACUCGGCCCUCCUUGGCAAGACCCUGAGCCCUUCGGGUUUGAGUCGCCCAGCCCGGCUGGUCCUGAAGGCAGCAGCCUCUGCCCACAAGCGAGCCCCUCUCCUGCCCGCCGGGUCUCCACCGCCGCCUGCUGCACGGAGCAAAGAGGCUGGGCGGGCCCCCAGGGCAGCCCAAAGCCCCGGGGCCCCAAGUGAGUGGGCCCACAGAGGAUCAACCCGCCAGCAGCAGCCGCUUGAAAACAAAGAGGAGAUCGCAGGGCGGCUCCAGGAGCCGUCCAACUGGAAGGAAAUAGUCAACAAGAAGCUGAAGUUUCCCGAGGGUCUCCUGGCUGCCAUCCAAGAUGGGCAGCUGGUUAAGAUCCAGCAGAUGCUGCACGUCAGCGACGGGAUCUUGCGGCAGCUGGACGAAAGCGAGGACCGGGCCUGGCGCGAGGCGCUCAACUUGGCCAUCCGCACAGGGGGGGUGGAGAUCACCAAGACCCUCUUGCGCUUCGUGAAGUUCGACUUCCGGCAGGUCCACGAGGCCCUCCUGGUGGCCGUGGACACCAACCAGCCCAGCGUGGUCAAGCAGCUCCUGGACCGGCUGGACCAAGAGAAAGGCAUGAAGAUGGACAUCAAGUCCUUCUCCAUGGCCUUCUUCGACAACUCCAUCGACAACUCCCGUUUCGCCCCCGGGGUGACCCCGCUCACCUUGGCUUGCGAGAAGGACCUCUACGAGAUCGUGGACAUGCUGAUGAAGAAGGGCCACACCAUUUCCCCGCCGCACAAGGUCUCCUGUGCCUGCCUGGAUUGCUCCAACGGGCGGAAGUUUGACCUGCUCAAGUUCUCGCUCUCCCGCAUCAACACCUACAAGGGCAUCGCCAGCCGGGCCUACCUCUCCAUCGCCAGCGAGGACCCCAUGCUGACCGCCUUCAAACGCAGCCGGGAGCUCAAGUGGCUCUCCAAGAAGGAACCGGAGUUCAAGCCAGAUUACCUGGCGCUGGAGGACCUGUGCCAGGAGUUUGCCUUUGAGCUCCUGGGCAUGUGCCGCAACCAGAGCGAGGUGACGGCCGUCCUGAACGAGCUGGGGGAAGACGAGAUGGACGAGGAGGACGACGGGAUGGACGACCAGGCCUUCGAGGAGGGCAUCCCCAACUUGGCCAGGCUCCGACUGGCCGUCAACUACAACCAGAAACGGUUCGUGGCUCAUCCCGUCUGCCAGCAAGUCCUGUCGUCCAUCUGGUGUGGGAGCCUGCCCAGCUGGCGGGGCAGCAAAAGCCUCUGGAAGGUCUUCGUCUCCUUCUCCAUCUUCCUGGGGAUGCCGUUCCUGUCCCUGACCUAUUUCUUCGCCCCCAAAUCCAAGCUCGGCAAAAUGCUGAAAAUCCCGGUGAUCAAAUUCCUGCUGCAUUCGGCCUCCUACGUCUGGUUCUUGGUCUUCCUGCUGGUGGAGUCCCUGAUCCUGGAGCACCACCAGGACACCUUCCAGGGGCGCAACCAGAGCAUGUGGGAGACGUCCCUCCACAUGAUCUGGGUGACAGGCUUCUUCUGGUUUGAGUGCAAGGAGGUCUGGAUCGAGGGGCUGCGCAGCUACCUGCUGGACUGGUGGAACUUCCUGGACAUCGUCAUCCUCAGCAUGUACUUGGCUUCCUUUGUGCUCAGGCUGCUGGUCUACCUCAAAGGGCAGGUUUUCUGCCUGGACAUCCAGCCUUCCACUCCGGAGUGCUACUAUUACACCCAAGCUAAGCGGCCGGAUUGGCACACUGAAGACCCCCAGUUCAUGGCCGAGGUGCUCUUUGCUGUCACCAGCAUGCUGAGCUUCACGCGCCUGGCCUACAUCCUCCCGGCCCACGAGACCCUGGGGACGCUCCAGAUUUCCAUUGGGAAGAUGAUUGACGACAUGAUUCGAUUCAUGUUCAUCAUGAUGAUCAUCCUGACCGCUUUCCUCUGUGGCAUGAACAACAUCUAUGUCCAUUAUCCGUCAUCGGAGCGUCUGGGAAGCUUCAACAAGACCUUCCAGUUCCUCUUCUGGACGAUGAUGGGGAUGGAGGAACACAACGUGGUGGACAUGCCCGAGUUCUUCGUGGCUGAGAUGGUGGGCCAGGUGCUCUACGGGAUCUUCACCAUCGUCAUGGUGGUCGUCCUUCUCAACAUGCUCAUUGCCAUGAUCACCAACUCUUUCCAGAAGAUCGAGAACGACGCCGACGUAGAGUGGAAAUUUGCACGCUCCAAGCUCUACCUGUCCUUCUUCAGGGAAGGUUUAACGUUGCCGGUUCCCUUCAACAUCAUCCCGACGCCCAAGUCCAUCUUCUACGCCAUCCGAGGCUCCUUUCGCUUCAUUUGCUGCCACAAAGGAAAGAAGAGCCAGAAAUAUCCCCCGAUCAACACCAUUAGCAACCCCUCGGUGGAAGAGGGGGGCGGCCGGACGGAAACCCGCCUGUCUUAUCGGCGCCAGGUGCUGAAGGCUCUGGUGCAGCGCUACAUCGACACGGCCAGGAGGGAGCUGGAGGAGAGCCGGAGGAAAGAUCUGGGGAACCGCCUGACCGAGUUGAACAAGUCGGUGGUGCGUCUCCACGCGGAGAUGAAGCACCUCCGGCAGUCGGUGGCCACCGGUGGGGUGGCCUCCAACCCCCUGGACGGGGCCAGCGUGCUGCGCAAGUACAUCAUGAAGGUGCGCAACAGCUUCCAGAACUACGAGCCCGACAUGGGGGGCGACGGCCAGGGCUCCCCCGUGGAGGUGGUGGUGCACCAGGACAUUCCCCUCGUCAUGGAGGGGGCGCUGCCGUUGCUCCGGGAGGAGAAGGAGGGCCAGGCGGGGGGCCAGGCAGAGGAGGCCGAAACGGGGGCCGGGGUGGAGGAAGAAGUGGGGGGCGAGGCAGAGGAGGAGGUGGUGGACAUGUUGGGGGCCGAGGAGGAGGAGGAGGCCGAGCCGGUCAUUCCUGACUACGAGGCUCAGGAGGAGACCGAAGACCAGGUAGCUCAGCCAGCAGAAUCCUGA
Messenger RNA from Thamnophis elegans (Western terrestrial garter snake), 3792 nucleotides. RefSeq names its product short transient receptor potential channel 2-like. Gene Ontology annotation, cellular component: nucleus; cation channel complex; membrane. The record is from RefSeq and is a predicted model, not a curated record. Gene Ontology annotation, molecular function: store-operated calcium channel activity; protein binding; inositol 1,4,5 trisphosphate binding. Gene Ontology annotation, biological process: single strand break repair; calcium ion transmembrane transport; manganese ion transport. The coding region runs from base 178 to 3792 and encodes 1204 amino acids. NCBI's taxonomy places the organism in Eukaryota, Metazoa, Chordata, Lepidosauria, Squamata, Natricidae. The transcript has 19 exons.